Molecule: messenger RNA, 942 nt
Organism: Solanum verrucosum
Lineage: Eukaryota; Viridiplantae; Streptophyta; Magnoliopsida; Solanales; Solanaceae
Exons: 3
Coding region: 295-942 (215 amino acids)
Source: RefSeq, a predicted model, not a curated record
UUAUUGAGGAGGUAGAAAUGGUUGAUGAUGUAAAAAUGUAUAUCUUUUCUUGACAUGGUUUUUACUUUCUUUGCUAUUGACAAUGUUUUGUUGAUAAUCUGUUUUGAAAUUUUACCCUUUUAGAUAGAGGUUAAUUUAGUGUUGGAGUAGUGAAAUGGAUUAUGUUUUGUUGAUUGAUAGAGAAAUUUGAAGCAUCUUAUGGUGCAAAGUGGGGUUUUUGUAGUGGAAACUUACUUUUCUUUGCUAUAAAGAUUUUGGAACUAGGAUUUUGGUUGAUUGGCCAAGGAGGCAGAAAUGGUUGGUGAAAAUAAAGGAAAGAGCGAUGGUGCUAAUGUUGCACCGGGUUUGUUGGCUGAAAAUGGUCGAACUGUAAAGAAAUUGAAGGGUCACCUAGUUGAAGACAAGGAUGGUGAUACAAACCUUGAUGGUUCAUCAGAUGUUGUUAGUCGGACCUACAAGAGGCGGAAGCGUACGGAAGUGGUAGAAGAUGGCCUUGUGGUGGGGCACUCUGCUGGUCAAAGUACUAACAAGUCGAUGAAUGAACCACUAGAUACAGCUCUUAACAAAAGUUCUUGCACGCAAGCUAGUGUAGCUCAUAUGGAACCACAUGGUCUUCUGAAUGAUUCCAGUGAUUUGCUUGUUAGAAAUAGGAAGGGUGCUGCUCUGAAGCAGAUGCUUCAAUCAUUAGAGAGUGAUGGUGGUUUGACAGGAUGUAUUCAAGAGGCACUGACAUCACAUUCAGAAGCCAGUUGUGCUGUUGAAGCUAAGGAAUCUGGAAAAUGUUGUGAAGAUGGGAACCGAGGUUCUCUGCCAUCACAGUCUGUAUCUCAUGGAAUCCAGAAUGGAACAAAAGCAGUGCCUAAUGGAUCAGUGGAUGAGCCAAAAAAUCAAACAGUGACAGAGUUCUCUGUUUGCGCUUUGGUUUCAGGAAAGCAGCCAUGA